CUGCCACUAAAACGGGAGCGCGCCUGGCUUGCCGCUGAGCCCAAGCCUGCCACUGGUGCCCUGGCUGCGAGCGUGUUGCUCUCUCCUUCAUCGCCGGCAAGCAGGCGGGCAGGUGGGGCGGUGAGCGAGAAGCGAGCCGGAGCCCGGGCUGCCAUGCACAGCUAGCCUUCCCCUUGCCUCGCACGCCACCCUUGCGGCACUGCCUCCGCUAAGGCUGCCCCUGCACGGCGCGCCCUCCUUGCCGGGCAGCGCGGGCUGGCUCGCUUCCCCUUCUCCUAAGCACCCCCGGCCCGCCAGUGCAAUAAACUUUUCGCUGCCGACAGAGCGACCAGCAGAGCGGCGGGUCUUGCCCCGGGGUCGCUCCCAGGAUGGAACCGGGCGCCGCGUAUGGAGCUGGCAAAGCCGGGGGCGCCUUUGACCCUCAGACCUUCAUCCGGCAACCUCACACGAUCCUCCGGAUGGUUUCUUGGCUCUUCUCCAUCGUUGUGUUUGGCGGCAUUGUGAACGAAGGCUACGUCAACCGGCCGGAUGAAAAGGAAGAGUACUGCAUCUUCAAUCGCAACCAGAACGCCUGCAACUAUGGCAUCACCGUGGGAGUCCUUGCCUUCCUCAGCUGCCUUCUUUACCUGGCGCUCGAUGUCUACUUCCCACAGAUCAGCAGCGUCAAGGACCGCAAGAAAGCUGUGCUCUCUGAUAUUGGUGUUUCUGGCUUGUGGGCCUUCCUCUGGUUUGUCAGUUUUUGUUUCCUGGCCGACCAAUGGCGCGUUUCGAAGAAAGACAACAACCCAUUGAACGAAGGAGCGGAUGCCGCCCGAGCAGCCAUUACGUUCUCUCUCUUUUCCGUCUUCACCUGGGUGGGCCAGUCGUUCCUGGCAUUCCAGCGAUACCAGCUUGGCGCCGACUCAGCCCUCUUCUCCCAGGACUACACGGACCCGAGCCUGGAGCCUGGCAUGCCUUACGCUCCCUACACAAACGAGGAUGACACUAUAGAUAGCAUGGGGACGUACCAACAGGCCCCUUCGGCAGAUGCAUUUGAUGCUGAGGCACAGGGGUACCAAGCCCAGGACUACUGAGAGCCGGUGGAGCCCUCCCCCCUCCCCCUCCCCCCCUCUGCCCGCUCCCCUUUGCCACCAACAUGCCAAGGUGCAAAACAAGGUGCAUCAGAGUCAGAGGGGGCUCUUGGCCGCUCCCCAGCCUUCUAGGGUCUCCGUUUUUAUUUCUUAUUUUUUUAAAACAACAACAACAACGGGGUGGGUGGGGAGAAGCAACAGCCCUGACACCUCUUCCCCACUUCUGAAUUUGCCACCCAAACCAAAUUGUUGAUUGCAAAGUGUUUUACGGUCCAUUCUGCAGCACAAUGCCGUCCUCUCUUUGUGGGAGAAGCUGCCGAGGGCAGGAAUUCACCCUUUUCUGUAGGGGGGGAAUGAGGUGGGGGGAAGCACGGCUGCAAGGCAAGUGGGGGGUGGGAUGACUGGCUGAGGUAGUAUCUGAGGCUGACAUGUCUGUGUGUAAGUAGUGAGAAGAGAGAACAGGACCUAGACGGGUAGGCAAACCUGGGAGAGUGAGCAUGCAGGCAUGCAAGGGCGAAUGAUGUGUAAGCUUUGUGUGGUGUAUCAAUGAUGUCAAAUAGGACUGUGAUUUGCCCUUUUCCUGAAAUUACAAAGAUUCACAUCCAUUCCUUGCCAGAGUUGACAGUAUUGAGCUAAAAAAGGGUGCUCGCUUCACUAAAUUUCACAAAUAUUUUGACCCCGAUAAGAGUGCUUAUUUUUUCUGUCUAUGUAAGGCUUUUAUAACAAGCACAUAUUGUGCUUGGGUGCUUGCUCAGCUUGCAUUUUUGGAGAAGCCAUUGGGAGCACCCAACUGCAGUCUGAGCCUGUGGCAGAGGUAUCAUGCCAUUGCAUCGCUAAGAGCAAAGUGCAGGUCAAAGUUAGUCCCAGUUGAAAAAGUACAAAGUGGCUGUGAGCAUUUUGGGGGGGGGGAUGAGGCAGCUCUUUAUUCCCGGGAGGAAUAUACCGGUAAUUCCCUACCCAUUCCAUGGCAAGCUAACACAUGAUCUGAUGAACUGAGAUAAUUUGCUUUUUUGUUUUUGUUUUUAAUGGAGGAAAAGUGUUGAGAGCCUGCAAGGAAGUCUGCAAGGAAAUUUUUCCGGCACAACCAAAAUCCACAGGGACAUGUAGUUUUAAAGGAACAUGUAGUUUUAAAUGUUACACCAGCUGUGUCUCAUUUAUGACUCACCACAGGGUUGGACUGGACUGAAGUGGGAUCCCAAAUCCAGGGCAGAGGCUAUUACAUAGGAGAGAUUGCCAUAGGCUUACAUAGUGCAGAGCAAAAGUUCAAUUGGGAAAAUAGCUACCUACAGUGGUUUGGAAGAUCUUGGCAAAAAGGCUUAGAUCAUUUGUAAUCUGGACACAUCAGAGCACUGGCAGAAAUGGUUCAAUGUGCCAAAAUUCCCUGAAAAUAUUAACCCAUCUUCACCGUGUUGUAAAUCAAGCUUCAGCUGAGCAAAAUGACUGUAGCUUUGUUGUAGCUCAUUAGAAAGUUCCCUGUUUCCAAAGCUGAUUUUUGCUCUUGGUUUAUAUGGAAUUUGUCCUUCUGUCACACCAGUAGCUUGAUCCAAUACACGUUUACUUAGAAAUAAGCCUCGGUCAAUUCAGGGAGACUUACUUUUGAAAAAAUGUGUCUAUUGGAUUACGUCCUAAAGAUGUUUUUGCACAUGCGCAUAUAAUGGACUUCUAAAAAAAGGUGUAUCAGAACCUCCCAGCAGGCCACACGUGAAACAUCAGUUCACACAGGGCCAUGGGUCAGCUGCAUUGGACUAGAUGAUCCUCAGGGUCCCUUCCAAAUUAUAUUCUAUAUAUUACUUGGUGUGCACUGUAGUAAAGCAGAAGUUAUUUGCUGUAGGGUCUUCCCCAACCUGGAGCCUUCCAGAUGUUAUGAGCUACACCUCCCAACAGCUCCAGCCAACAUAGCUAAAGAUCAGCAAUGAUGGAUAUUCCAAAACAUGCAGAGGACUCUAGUCUGGGGAAGGCUACUUUACUACAUGUUAACUUUGUCACAUGGAAGUAACCUCUGUGAUUGCAAUUCUUGAGGACAGCAUCAUGGAAGAGAAAGAAUUGAUGGGAGUGGCUCGCAUGGACACUGGGCUAUUCAGGCUUACAACCAUGGCAGCCUUUGCCAAGUGGGAUAAAGAGACCGUCUCUUCCACUGGACAAAUUCCCUAGCUUUCCUGGAAUUAAGAGGGAAGCCAAUUUAGCUCCAGGGCUGAGCAGACCAUCUGUCACCCCUACUAUCUUUGUGCUCAAGAAGAAUGAAACCAGAGUUUCCACUCAGUGAACACAUUGCCACGCUGGGAGGAAAGACAGUUGGUUGUGUUAGCAAACUAGAGCCUGGAUAUUCUAGAUUGGAUGGGAUAAGUGAAAGCGCUUGCACUGUGUUAUGCUCAACUUCCGCUAACCCUGCGUGAGCUAAGCAUUCAAUAAAUGGUUGAGAGAGCUACAAAGAGAGCACGCCCCCUUGCUUCCAAAAGCAUCUGUGGAAGCACAUAGACAUUAAUUUAUUUCAAAUUAUUCUAUUUGAGUUACAAGCUCUCCCAUUCGCUUCUUGUAGUUGUUAUUCCUGAUCAGAUGAAUAUGCAUUAAAACAUUUGGUAGAAAAACCUCCCAUAGCUCUUUAUAUGUAUCUGAUCCUUUCAGCAUUACCAAAAAAGAAAAUGAAAAAAAAAAAGCUGUGUUGGCCAUUUGUGUUUUCACAGAAAUAGGGAAAUACAAUGUGAAAAGUGACUCAAAGUGAG
Messenger RNA from Zootoca vivipara (common lizard), 3790 nucleotides. It is a transcript of the gene SYNGR1, whose product is annotated as synaptogyrin 1. Lineage: Eukaryota; Metazoa; Chordata; Lepidosauria; Squamata; Lacertidae. The record is from RefSeq and is a predicted model, not a curated record. Gene Ontology annotation, cellular component: synaptic vesicle membrane; neuromuscular junction.